Molecule: messenger RNA, 1399 nt
Organism: Pseudovirgaria hyperparasitica
Lineage: Eukaryota; Fungi; Ascomycota; Dothideomycetes; Acrospermales; Acrospermaceae
Exons: 3
Coding region: 379-1065 (228 amino acids)
Source: RefSeq, a predicted model, not a curated record
GCAAGAUUCGGUCCUUCAUGAGUCAAUCUGCUCAAUCUACCAGAUACUCCUGACAUUGAUAGUCCCCAUGUCUGGGUUAGAUUACGGCUUUUCCUAAAUUCCGGCUAAGAAAAUGUCUUGUUCAAAACCACUUGAGACUUAGGCUUACGCAGCAAGCCAUGCUGUAUGUUGUUAGGCUCAUGCAAUCUAGUAAUCGCAGCUACCAGGAUAUGGGAAUAUACAAACCCUGACGGUUCAAAACAUUGCCGUCACCAGCGCAGUUGUCAGUCAGCGUUCGCCGAGAUUAGUCCGCUACAAAGAUUAGAUUAGAUCACUGGUUUGUCGAGGUCCAACAUCAGUGGUGAACCACAUAGCUCUGCUAUAGCACGCCGACACAUCAUGAAUCAACACCAAGCCAAUGGCAAUGUGCCUAUGAUGAAUGGUAUGCCCAGUAGUGGCCAGCAAACUGAUAUGACGCAUCUCUGGACCGUCAUCAACACCCUGAGCGAUGCCCUAGCAGAGAACAGGGCUCAGAACACCUCGCUCGUGAACGGUAUCCACCAGAUUCAGGCUCGCAUCAACGAAGACGGCGCGUUCCCACCCCCGAACCACGUCAACGGCGAGACCACCAACUCCCUCGCUGCCCAGAAUGCCUCUCUUGAAGCCGAGAAUCUCGCCCUCCGCCGCACGAACGCCGCCCUCACGGCCGAGCUUGAAACUUCGACCGCGCUGCUCGACGACUAUGAAUCCUCACUCAAAAUCAUCCUCGACAAAUUGCGCCCCUACGCUUUCAAUCACCAACAGGCCCUGCUAUCGAUUCACCGCCACUACAAUAGCCUGCUCGAAUCCGAGCGGCAGGAGAGACUAGAGCAGAGCCUGGACCAUGCGCGUUGGCAGGCUGGGCUGGGAAAAGUCGCUGAGCUGGCACGCGAAGCCCUCCGGGCCCAAACGGAAGAUCGUACACCAUAUCUGGGUAAAAUUGCGGAACUGAAGUAUGAAAAUAGGGUGUUGAGGAGGUUGAAUGGGUGGGAGGAAGGGAGUGAUAGUGAGGGCGAGGAGGAGAAGAGGUCGCAGCUCGGGCAGUAGGUGUGAGCUUAUGAUUCAGGAUGGGGAUGGACUGUGUGGAGUUUUGCAUAGCGUUGGCGUUUGGGGAUACCAAGGCUACGAUCUCCUACUGGCUUCUUCACUACUUGUGCUUCCCAGCUCCGUUUCUGCGUCCACACAGACAGAGUAUUGCUAGGACUGAACAAUGCGUGCUAGACUGCAUUUAGAUUGAGUAGGAAGAUUUCAGGUAACGAAUUCACGUAGACAGCAACGAGAGCUCUUUAGACGGUUUAGUGUAGAUCAGGAUGGCUCUGCUUCGUCUUCAAGUGUAUUUCCUUUGUUGACAAUGGGCGCUUCGGCUUCUGUGUGAUACCCA